Ostreobium quekettii is the source of this 312-nucleotide messenger RNA. NCBI's taxonomy places the organism in Eukaryota, Viridiplantae, Chlorophyta, Ulvophyceae, Bryopsidales, Ostreobiaceae. The record is from the annotation of a GenBank genome assembly.
AUGGCCGGCGUCUGUGAGCAUCCCUCCAGCAUUGGCUGGGUCCCAAACUCGCAUGCUGAUGGCGCACCAUGGCACGUUGGUUGCGGUCACGUAGUCAACGACUACCAUCUAGCAUUGGCUGGGUCCCAAACUCGCAUGCUGAUGGCGCAUCAUGGCGCAUUGGUUGUGGUCACGUUGUCAACGACCAGUGUGAAGUCAAGCGAGCUAGGUGUUGUGGACAAAGAAACUGUAGGCUGCGGAAGCAAACACUGGCUGACUGCAGCUACGGACUGCCUGAUGCCAGAAGUUGUGGGAAUGUGCUUCCCCAUUUAG